CAAGAAAAGUGAGGUUUUUCCUCCGGCAGAAACUUUCGUGAACUUUCGCCCGGAACAUCAACCGAUCAACCCGAACGAUCGAUCGAUCAGCUUUCUGCAAGCAAAGCCUCGAUGCUGACGGCGUAACAUUCCGGGGGUCCGGGGACUGGUCCGGGGACUCGACCAUCAAAUGCAGCAUCGCGCAACGCGCCACAUAUUAGCACACACUCAAGCUAAUCAACAUGUCUGGGGCAGCGAAUGGAGGAGGCGCAGCGCGGAGCGUCACGCCGAACGGGCAGCAGGACUACGACGUGACGCGGAUGCGCGAGGAGGACUUCGAGCGGCUGGCCGUCUACAUCGUGCCGGACAUGCCGUGCGAGAAGGGGGCCCCGGGCCGCGCCGAGAAGACCCUGCCCCGCAGCCUCACCCUUAAACCGUCGGCCGUCCUCUCCACGCCCACCUCCACGACCGAAGGCGUGUGGAGUACGGGGGUGAUCCCCCGCGGGACCCGCUUCGGGCCGUUCGAGGGCUGCCGGACGCCGAGCCACCCGAGCGACAAGCAGCUCUGGCGGUACUUCUGGCGGGUGCAGGAACUGCGGCACGUCUCCUACGGCAACAUCAAGAUAUUCAAGGACAGCGACUUCUACUACCUGGACGGGUCGGACACGGCCCAGGCGAACUGGAUGCGGUACGUGGCGUCGGCGUACAGCUUCGGGGUGAUGAAUCUGGUCGCGUGCCAGCACCAGGAGCACAUCUACUUCUACACGAUCCGAGACAUCAUGCCGAACGAGGAGCUGAUGGUGUGGUACUGCCGCGACUUCGCCAAGCGCCUCGGCUACGACAUCGACCCGGAGCGGGCCACGUACUCGAUCUGCCGUGAGGAGGUGGUGAAGAAGACGUACGCGAAGCAGCCGGUUCCGGCGGAAGUCGCCUACAAUCACGUCAAGCACGUGAUGGGCCUCUAUCUGCCCGCGAUCCGCAGCACCCCGACUCCGAGCCCUUCGCCGCCACCACCUUCGACGGCGGUUACAGUGGCACCGGUGACGACUCCGGCUCCUGUGGCCGCUCCGACCAGCGUUCUAGUUCCUUCCAAGCAUCACAACCUGGGCCACCUGCACCACCACCACCACCAGCACCACCACUCGACGGUGCUGCGUGAGCCAAGGAGUGGCGCUGGUGAGCCACCACUCACCCGCGACCGAUCUCCGAUCCGAAUCGUGAUCCGCGGCCAGAGUCCUCCGCAGCCGACGCCUCCCGCGGCAACUCCAGCGGUGGCGGCCGACGCCGACUCGCCGAAGGAGACGCUCCCGUACGAACACCAGCUGACGCCGAACGAUGGGUCGGUGCGGUCGGACGAGGGCUACCAUAGCAACGGGUACCACGAGGACGGGUUCACGCCGCCGGAGGACUCGAGCGACAGUGACGAGAGCGAGCACCUCGAUUACGUCCUCGAUUGCUCCCAGAAGGCGAUCGAGCCGAAGGAGACACUGACCGUCCCGCACAAGCCGGUGGCCUGCGACAAGAACGAGUACCGGAAGGUGAAGAUGAAGAUGCCGCUCAAGUACGAGUUCAAGAACAACAAACACUUCAAGGUGGAGAAGGAACUGGAGCAGGAGCGGCAGCGGCAGCGGGAACGGGAGGAACACGCGGGGUCACCUGAGGAGGGCGUGGGGCCAUCGGUGACGCCCGCCACCAGCACGGUGAUCGUCCUGGAGCUCGCCAAACCGACCGAUCAUCCCCCGGCGGGGGGACCCCCGCGCACCAAGACGUACUACGAGGCGGAACCGACUUCGACGUCCCCGCCACCUCCGGUACCCUCUUCCGCUCCCACGCCCACCACCACCACCUUCAUCCGGUACACCCCGCCCAGCUCCAGCAUCCUGGAGACGAUCCUGACGGGUCAGCGGGCGGCCGUGGCAGCGGCAGCCGCCGCCGCUGCCGCCUCCUCCUCCGGAGGUUGUCCUCCGCCGACGGACGACCCGAAUCGGCGGCAACCGAACGCCACCCCGCCGCCCACCUCGCCCACCGAGAUGGCGUACUCGUACAAGAAGUCGCAGCGCUACGGAACGGCCUGUAGCCCCGACUCCAGCUCCCAGAACCCGCAGCCCCCGGACCAGACCCCGGCGGUGGCCGUCUCUGCGGUCAGUGACCUUCCGCGCCGAUCGCAGGUGAUCCGGAGCGCCAAGCGCGAGGAACCGCUCGAGGAUGACGACGGCGAAGAGGACGAAGAGGUGGACGACGCGAUGAGGCACCACGUCCCCCAUCACCUGCUGCACCACCACCACCACCAUCACCCGCACUCGGAGCGGUUGUAUGAACCGCCCCGGUCACCGUCGCCCUCGCACACUCCCCUGUACCCGUCCGACCCUCACCACCAUCAUCAUCAUCCCGCUCAUCACCAUCACUAUCUGGGACCGCCGCCACCUCCGCCGGCAGGAUCGUACGACGGUGGCGGUGGUGCCGCCACCCAGGGCUACAGUAUUUACCCCGCGUCCUCGAGCGUCAUCAACAGCGCUUCCAGCUCCACCUACAGCCCCCCGCUGAACGGGGGCCACUACGAGAGACUGACCGGCGGCACCGCCGCCGCCCCGGCUACGUCGUCGACGACGCCACCGCCCUCGAGCGCCCCGCCACCGUUCGUGCUCCAGUCGAAGGGGCAGCUUCCGCUGGGUCACCCGCUGAUGCAACCGCUGGCCCCGCUCACCACCACGCACCACCAUCAGCUGUCGCCGGGCCGUGGAUCGCCGCCGAGUAGCCUUAGCCCGGACGGCGGCUCGUACUCGUGCCUCAGCCCCGGUGGCGGCAGCCCGGGAAGCCCGAACUCGCGGGGUUACCGCAGCCUACCGUACCCGUUGCGGAAGCGGGACGGCAAGAUGCACUACGAGUGCAACGUGUGCAGCAAAACGUUCGGCCAGCUGUCGAACCUGAAGGUGCACCUGCGGACGCACUCCGGCGAGCGGCCGUUCAAGUGCAACGUCUGCACCAAGUCCUUCACGCAGCUCGCCCACCUCCAGAAGCACCACCUGGUGCACACGGGCGAGAAGCCGCACCAGUGCGACAUCUGCAAGAAGCGCUUCUCGUCCACGUCCAACCUGAAGACGCACCUGCGGCUGCACAGCGGCCAGAAGCCGUACGCCUGCGACCUCUGCCCGCAAAAGUUUACCCAGUUCGUGCACCUCAAGCUCCACAAGCGUCUGCACACCAACGACCGGCCGUACGUGUGCCAGGGAUGCGACAAGAAGUACAUCAGCGCUUCCGGCCUCCGGACCCACUGGAAGACGACGAGCUGCAAGCCGAACAACCUGGAGGAGGAGCUGGCCAUGGCAGCGGCCGCCACCUCCGAGUGUCUCGACAAGGACGGGCAGCCGGAGGGCGACGGCAAGUUCUACGAGAUGCACCACCACCCGGGCCACCCCGGCACCCCGGACCACAAGUCACCGGAAUCUCAGCCACCGCCGGCGACGCCGUCACCGGUGGCGGCCGCCGCCGGCAACAACAACAGCCCGACCAGCACCAACCACAACCUGCCGCCUGUGGGAGGCGGCGGUGGCCACCACCAUCUGCACUACGGCGUGCCGCACCACUACACACAUCACCACCACCAGCAGCACCACUACCAGCAGGGGGUGGCGGCCGGGCCAGGGGCUCCCAACCCGGCGGUGGCGGCGACGGGGACUCAGCCGUCGUCAGCCGGCGGCGCGCCGGAAACGGCACCCCGCCCGAGUGUGAUCGAGUCCAGCCAACCGAUGGUGAUCGAGUGUACGUAGCGCCAGGGCGGAGGAACGCGGGGUAGGUGGUAGAGGACUCCGACGAGGUGUGUGCUGUUAGGGGGGCCACCCGGGGGGUGAAGUCCUUGUAAAUAUAUGUCGGGCGGCUGUGGCGGCCAACAUGUGAUUAAACUCUUGUUCUACGUUCUCUCCGUCUUUUUUCUGUGUUUGUUUCGUGUGAUGAAGAAAGAGAGAGGCAGAUUGGGAGAAGGACCCUCUGUAGGAUGUAGAUAAAUCGAAACGCAUCAAAGAUCAAAAUUCGAAGUCUGAUAGAAUAGGAAUUUACUAGGUUUUUUGUGGAGGGGCGGUGGUAGGCCGCUGCCACCGCCGCCGCACACACACACACACAGAGACUGCGGCUCCACUACCUGUGUGUGGGGUCUCAAUUGGCGGUAGGUCCUGCCCGACCUCCACCACACUGUUCCGUUCUUUUUCGGUGUAAAAACUCAUUAAACUCUUCGAAAUAGGUCUCUAAAGAGAGAGUGAGCGAGGGGAGAGAGAGAAGGAAGGAAGGAAAUAAAAUAAAACAUUAUCUAAAACACUCACUCACACACACACGUACACCUCAUAACUGUCAUCCUCACACUCACACACCCUGACACGACCCCCCACUUGUUGGGGUGGUCAUUUGCAAAAACACACUCAAAACUAGCUGAAGAUCGGUGCUUUUUCCGGUGCCCUCCACCGCCCUGAGUGGGUGGCUCCUGGGGGCCAGGAGGUGGCCAUACCACCCACCCACCCAGCGACCCCCGAUCAGACCAGCGAGGGAGGGACCAAUGGAAACUAAUUAACUAAUAAACAAAAAAAAAACCCUGAGACUAAGAAUUAAUAAAGUAAUAAAUUAAAAAGAAGAAGAAAGAGGAGAAGAAGCAGUAAAACAUGAAAACGAAACAAAAAAACAGAGAAGAAGAUGAUAAAAAGGACACAACAGGUCCGGUGAUCUUAGUAGUUGGUGGCGAUGAUGAUGAUGCUGAUGGGUGCUAAAAUGCGGAGCGAACACACUCACACAUAUUUAUAUCUCGAAGCGAGCUGAAUAGUUGAUAAAAACUCCUAAAAACUCUCCAAAAGUCGGGGUGGCGAUCCCUAGGCUACUGCGCGCAGGAGAAAGGCAUACGGAGCAAGUGAGAUGAGAGAGAUGAGACAGAGCAGGAUGGCAAUGAACCGGGUGGUUUGACAGCGCACAGGAAGUGUCACCCUGUGGUGGGAUUGUAAAUGUUGGGCCACCCGUGUUUCGGGGGCCUUCCGGUCAGCGCCAGCGCGAGGCUGUAGUAGUGUAGUAGUGGUUGUGUAGUAGCUUCCGGCCGGAAGUGGUGGCCGCCCGCCCGCCCAUCCCUCUAACUUUGUUUUGUUUGUGUUUUUUUGGUUGAAUUUUGCUCGUGUUUAGUCGAUAAGAGAGCUAGAGUAGGGCAGCAGGGGUGCAGGGGUGUCUGCACACACACACACACACAGGGGCGGCCUGAAGCGGGCUCUAGGAUGGGGCGCACAAGGGACAACCCCCGCCAGCCGGCCGGCCGUUGGUGUCGUGGUGGAAAUGGGCGCCAAACUGACUGAUUAAUUGAGUUUAGAGUGUUAAUUUUAUCCUGUUUUUAAGUUCCGCCGAGCGCGCGCUGUGCAUUUUAACGAUCCGUUCUGCGUUUGGCUGUUUGGCACUCUCUCCGUGUGUAAGUGCACUAAGUGUAAUGUUGUCGCGGCCGCGGCCGCGGCCAAUUGAGCCGCUCGCUCUGGAUCCGGGCGUCCAAUCUCUCUCCAGUGCAGGUUUUACGUCAUGACUAUCACCACCACCUCGAGCGAGACACACACACAGCUGUGCGACGGGAAGGCAAGCAUGAUGCACCGCAAACGUGGAAUAUUAGCGCAAUAGUAACACUAGAGAGUAACUGAUAAACUUAUUACAGAAGCAAGCAAGCAGCAAGAAAUAAAAAAAAGAAACCAAUUAGCUUAACAGUAGUAGUUCGUAGGGGUAGGCCAACGGGGAGCCGGCCAAGCGCAAGCGGGAGAGAGGUGAAAAAACUGAAAAUGCGAAAAAGAAAACACACACACACACUUUACCUAGAUCGGAUAUGGACGGCGACGAACACAGACGGACAGACGGACAGACAGACAGACAAACAGACGCACGGCUACCUAACUGAUAAUAAUUUAAAAAGCAAGAGAUAAGAGGAGGUGUACGCAGUAAGUUACGACUACAGUAAGUUACGACUAUUGUACCGUUUAAGUGAGCGAACUAGAGCGCCGUGUGUAUGUGCGGGGGCGCGAGCCUGCUCGGCUUGGGCGCCGGGUGUGAACGGGAAAAAGCCACGAAUGGAAACUCUUUAUAAAAAUACAGAAAAUCUUUACUGAAAAC
Molecule: messenger RNA, 6090 nt
Organism: Anopheles cruzii
Lineage: Eukaryota; Metazoa; Arthropoda; Insecta; Diptera; Culicidae
Gene: Blimp-1
Exons: 7
Coding region: 222-3746 (1174 amino acids)
Biological process (GO): regulation of transcription by RNA polymerase II; cell fate commitment
Cellular component (GO): nucleus; cytoplasm
Molecular function (GO): DNA-binding transcription repressor activity, RNA polymerase II-specific; RNA polymerase II cis-regulatory region sequence-specific DNA binding; histone deacetylase binding
Source: RefSeq, a predicted model, not a curated record